Messenger RNA from Didymosphaeria variabile, 2313 nucleotides. RefSeq names its product anthranilate synthase / indole-3-glycerol phosphate synthase (gene TRP3). The transcript has 2 exons. Bases 1 to 2313 code for a protein of 770 amino acids. Gene Ontology annotation, biological process: L-tryptophan biosynthetic process. Lineage: Eukaryota; Fungi; Ascomycota; Dothideomycetes; Pleosporales; Didymosphaeriaceae. Gene Ontology annotation, cellular component: cytosol. The record is from RefSeq and is a predicted model, not a curated record. Gene Ontology annotation, molecular function: phosphoribosylanthranilate isomerase activity; anthranilate synthase activity; indole-3-glycerol-phosphate synthase activity.
AUGCCUGCCGCGCUGCCAGUCAUAGAUCACUCGCCCCACCAUCCUGAGGCCUCGCCGCCAAUUCCCACCGCAAAUAACGUGGUUCUGAUCGACAACUACGACUCCUUCACCUGGAAUGUCUACCAGUAUCUGGCUUUGGAAGGCGCGACCGUAACUGUCUUUCGGAAUGACGAGAUCACCCUUGACGAGCUCAUCGCAAAGAACCCCACCCAGCUCGUCGUCAGCCCUGGUCCCGGCCACCCCGAGAAGGAUGCUGGUGUUAGCAACGCCGCCAUAGGUCAUUUCGGAGGCAAGAUCCCCGUAAUGGGCGUUUGUAUGGGCGAACAAUGCAUCAUAUACAGCCUCGGCGGCAAGGUCGACGUUACCGGCGAGAUCCUCCACGGCAAAACCUCUCCGCUCGUACACGAUGGAAAGGGUCUAUACGCCAACGUCUCCCAGGACGUCCCCGUCACGCGAUACCACUCCCUAGCAGGCACACACCAGACCGUGCCCGAGUGCCUUGAGGUCACUUCUUGGAUCAAGAGCCCUGAAGGCGGCAGAGGAGUGAUAAUGGGUGUACGGCACAAGGAAUAUGUGCUCGAAGGCGUGCAGUUCCAUCCAGAAAGCAUCCUCACGGAGGAGGGUCGACAGAUGUUUAGAAACUUUCUUCGCAUGCAAGGUGGCACCUGGGCGGAAAAUGAGAGAUUGGGUAAAGAGGCGCAUGCUCAAGCGAUUGGUGCUGUUGCCAAUGGAGCAUCGUCUAAUAGAGCUCCAAAAGAUAAGCACACCUCCAUCCUAGAGAAGAUCUACGAUCACCGAAGGGCUGCCGUGGCCGAGCAGAAGAAGAUCCCUUCACAGCGACCAAUUGAUCUACAAGCCGCGUACGAUCUCAAUCUAGCUCCGCCCCAGAUCAAUUUCCCGGAACGGCUGCGAAGCUCGCCCUACCGUCUUUCACUAAUGGCUGAGAUCAAGCGCGCAUCUCCUUCGAAAGGCAUAAUUUCGCUGUCCGCAUGCGCCCCUGCUCAAGCUCGGACAUAUGCAAAAGCUGGCGCGAGCACUAUUUCCGUCUUGACCGAGCCGGAAUGGUUCAAGGGCAGCAUCGAUGAUCUCAAAGCAGUGCGACAAAGCCUCGAAGGAAUGCCCAACAGGCCGGCCGUUCUGCGAAAAGAGUUCAUCUUCGACGAGUAUCAGAUCCUCGAAGCCCGACUUGCUGGCGCCGAUACGGUCUUGCUUAUCGUCAAGAUGCUGGACGAACUCCUUCUGAAGAGACUCUAUGAAUACUCGCGUUCGCUCGGUAUGGAGCCUCUGGUGGAGGUCAACAAUGUAGAGGAGAUGAAGAUCGCUGUCAACCUUGGUUCCAAAGUCAUUGGAGUGAACAACCGCAACCUCGUUAAUUUCGAGGUUAAUAUGGAAACUACCAGCAGUCUGAUGCAUUUGGUACCCACAGAGACCGUCGUGUGCGCUUUGAGCGGUAUUACUGGUCCACAGGAUGUCGAGCCGUAUGCGCAGAACGGAGUAGGUGCCGUUCUAGUCGGCGAAGCUCUCAUGCGGGCGUCUGAUACUGCCGACUUCAUCGCUCACCUACUUGGUGGUAGCACCCUAAAGAAGCCAACAGCAUCGUCCGCUCCUCUAGUUAAGAUAUGCGGCACUCGCAGCGUGGAGGCAGCUAAAGCAGCCAUCGAGGCAGGUGCUGAUCUGAUAGGAAUGAUCUUGGCUCAAGGAACCAAGCGCACCGUGUCAACAGAGGUAGCGCUAGCAAUAUCCGAAGCAGUUCACAUAUCCCGGAAACCAUAUGCUACCAAAGCCGCCGAGACAAUAUCUCAAUCAGCAUCAGACUUCUUCGAGCAUGCAGCUUCGAACCACAUCUCCUAUCCCUCACGGGCUCUAAUCGUAGGCGUAUUCCGGAACCAGCCUCUAGAGUACGUCCUCGAACAACAACAGCUGCUGAACCUAGACAUCGUACAACUCCACGGACAAGAGCCCAUCGAGUGGGCGAAACUCAUACCCGUGCCCGUCAUCAAAGCCUUCGGUCCGAAGGACAUCGGCAUCGGUUUGAGAGGAUACCAUGCACUUCCGCUCCUUGAUGCGGGAUCCGGAGGCACCGGACAGCAGCUUGACUUAUCUGAGGUUAAGGAGGCUCUUGCUAAAGACGACACUAUCAAGAUCAUAUUCGCCGGUGGCCUCAAUCCUGAUAACGUGCAAAAGGCACUGGCGGGCCUAGGGGAAUAUACUGAUCGUAUCCAGGCUGUCGAUGUGAGCAGUGGAGUCGAAGUGGACGGUCAGCAGAGUCUCGAAAAAAUUAAGGCAUUUGUUAGAGCGGCAAAGCGCUCUUAG